Messenger RNA from Dovyalis caffra, 1224 nucleotides. NCBI's taxonomy places the organism in Eukaryota, Viridiplantae, Streptophyta, Magnoliopsida, Malpighiales, Salicaceae. The record is from the annotation of a GenBank genome assembly.
AUGGCAACUGCUUCAUUGAUUGAAUCAACCCCAUUAAAAUGGAAGCAAGCCUCCCCUUUCCAAUCACAACCUCCUCGUUUAAUCCCCAAUUCCUACCCGUAUUUAAUCCCUCUAAAACCCCCUACAUUUACCGCUAAAUACGCCUCUCAAUUCACAAACUUGAACUCAAACUCAAAAAACAACAAUGACCCAUUUUCAAUACCACCUUCAAUUACAAAACGCGUAUCUCAAAGUCCCUCAAAACCACCCACACCAAAAAACCCACUUGAAAUUCUUUAUCAAACGAUACUAAAAGCACUUGAUUCCCUCAAAAAACCCGCAAUUGCCGCGAUUUUGAUAGGGGCCUUGUUAAUGUAUGAUCCUAACUCGGCAUUUGCUGCCUCUGGAGGUAGAGUUGGCGGGAAUUCCUUUUCGGGGCGAUCAUCCUCUGGGUAUUCUUCAAGGAGUUACUCAAUGCCUCGGGGUGGAAGUUCAGGGUUUUCGUACUCGGUGCCGUACUAUUCACCAUCGCCUUUCGGUGGUGGUGGGGUUUAUGUGGGGCCCGCGAUUGGGUUUGGUGUUGGUGCCGGGUCUAGUUUGUUUUUUAUCUUGGCAGGGUUUGCUGCAUUUAUGUUGGUUUCUGGGUUUCUUUCGGAUAGGAAUGAAGGUGGAGUGCUUACUGCUACUGACAAAACUACUGUGAUUAAGCUUCAGGUUGGGUUGUUGGGGAUGGGGCGUGCACUUCAAAGGGACCUUAAUAGGAUUGCAGAGGUUGCAGAUACAUCCACGUCUGAGGGUCUAAGCUAUGUAUUGACGGAGACCUCACUAGCUUUGCUCAGGCAUCCUGAUUAUUGCAUCUCUGCUUAUUCAUCUGUGGAUUUGAAGCGAAGCAUGGAGGAUGGUGAAAAACGUUUCAAUCAACUUUCUAUCGAAGAACGUGGCAAAUUCGACGAAGAGACACUUGUCAAUGUAAACAACAUAAAAAGGCAAAGCACAACAAACAAGAGAUCUAAUGGAUUUAGCAAUGAGUAUAUAGUGAUAACUAUCUUGGUGGCUGCUGAAGGAGUACAUAAACUACCCACCAUCAAUGGUAGUGGAGACUUAAAGGAAGCUCUGCAAAAGCUUGGUUCUAUACCAGCCAGUAAAACACUGGCUGUUGAGGUGUUGUGGACACCUCAGAAUGAAAAUGACACACUGUCAGAGAGGGAACUACUUGAAGAUUAUCCCCUUUUGAGGCCUCUAUAA